UCUCUCCAAUCAAGCUACUGCGCAGGCAUUGAGUAGUGUGCUCUAUGCCGCCAACCCGCCUAUACGGGGUGGAGGCCUCUUAAACUCGUUCAUGACACUCGCGGCUUCGGGUGCUUCGUCCAAAGAGGUGGAAAGGAAGAUGAGCGAGAGUAUGGGGCGCACUAUGCUUGGAUUAGGCCACGCGGCAUUCGAUUCCACUUCACCGGUAGAAAGGGCUACUGCUGCGGGCCAAGUUGUCCCAUUUAUUGCUGGUCUAGGAGUGACUGCGCUUCUUGGGAUCGUGUUGGCUGGGAUGGCAAUGAUGGCGGAUAAAACAGCCAUUGUGGUUCCUCCAGAGGUCGAUCGUCCAGCGGUUACCGCCAAUAGGGAAGAGAAAGUGGUCAACACCAUUGGUAUUGCACGGCGAAGGUUGUGCGACCCGACCGGUCUCGUUUAUGAAGUGUUUGAGAAAGAUGGGGAUAGAGCUGGAACAAGAUGGAUGUUAGAUGGAGGAAAGAUGUUUGACUCAGGCUCUCCCGGUGCUGGUAGUGGGCUGGAGCUCGAUGACCGACGAGAGGGGCAGACCUUGCUCGAUUCAGAUCGACGAAUCGAUGCAGAGAAAGGUGGCUCUAUUGGCAUCGGCGUCUUUAACGUCUCGGAGGAGUUGGGCGCUGAUACUAGAUCGAGCAGUAGAGACGUCCCAAGGGACCAGCAAACCUUGCGCAGGCCCAAACCAAAGAAUUAUAUAAAAGAAGUCUAUCCGGAUCGUACAAAUUUCGAUCCUCGAAUUGUAAAGGACCUCGAGGAUUCUUCUUUCAAUCCUGAACCUAUUCCUGUCCCUCCAGGCAAGCGACCGGCAAACAAGCUCAAGUACCCGUGGGCUCCGUUCAAUUCAAAAAUAGACUUUCUCUUUGCUAAGGAAAUACGAGAAAGCGGAGUUCCGAAGAAAUGCGUCGAUUUCCUCCUAAAGAACAUCCGCAAUGGUGCCUUCCAAGAACUAACCUUCACGUCCGCGGAGGCUAUGUAUAAGUUUGAGAAGAAGUCCUUCAAUUAUAAAUGUCAAGGAUCCGAUGAAGAGCAAAUAUAUACUGUAUGGGUCAGGGAUGGCAUGAAAGCACUCGUCUCUCUUGCCCAAGACUCUUCUCUGGCACCAUAUUGGAUCUGGCAUGCAAGGAAACGCUUUUUGCAUAUUAAAGGAUUCAAUUCAGAGCGCAUAAUUGAGGAUCCAAUGAAUGCCGACGAUGCUUGGGAAUCCGAGAAGGAACUUCCGAAUGACCCAUCUCAUGUCAACAUCUAUCUGAUUCUACAUUCCGAUGAAGUAAAGUUGGCAAAUUCGACAUCCCUUACUCCAGUCUCUAUCCGUAUUGCUAAUCUACCAGAGCAUAUCUCUGGCAAGAACUCGACAUAUGGAGGCAACAUGACAAUAGGCUUCAUCCCGGAUGUGCCACCCGAAGCGGCAGGCUCAGUUAGGUACCAAGCAAUGGAAACUAUCUUAAAAUCGCUGGCUGAAAAUGUCGGCUGUGGCGUGAGAGUACGGUGCGGAGACGGGGCAAUUCGUGUCUUACAUCCUCGAAUCCUGAGCAUUAGCCAAGACUUGAAGGAGCAGUCUUUGUCUGCGGGCCUUGCGAGCGCCAGUGAGCACUGUCCUAGGUGCUCGGUUCCAAAGGACCACCAAGGAGACCUGAAAUUUGACGUGAAAAUAAAUAAAAGACCCAAUAAGGAUAGCCAUUGGGACUUCCCUGGACUAUCCAUAUCUAGUUCAUUGUCUUUCGACAUCCUUCACAGCGGCUACGAAGGUCUCUUUGGAGACCACAUAUGGAAGUUUAUCUGGAAAAAACUUUUGACCAACGCCCAAACCCAGCUCACUCAAAGAUUUAAGAAGGCACCCGUUCACCCAAACCUCCAAAGCAUCAAUACAAUUCUGCCUGGGAUUAAGACGGGUCAAAUGCAUUGGGCGAUGCUUCAGCAAGUCUUGCCUUUAUGCUGGGACCUGAUACCGCAAGAAUAUGAAGUCGUCAUUGCAUUUACUCGCAAGCUUGCCUGCUUUUUCAUGGUCCUGCAAUUCAAGCGGCAGUCAGAAAGGCGCUUGAAGGAAGGGCAACGUUUACUCGACGAGAUGAACGAAUUACUUAAAGCUAUGAGGGCAAUGCCCGCCAAGAAGAGUUGGAACUUUCCCAAGAUGCAUCAACUCUGUCAUGCACUAGACGAUAUCAGAAACAAGGGACCGACGCCUUUCUUGUCCUGUAUCCUCGGCGAGCAAAUGAAUUGUGAACUGAAAAAUGAUUAUGGGAGAUCUAACAAGAAAGAGCCUAUCAAAGCUGCACGUAUCCUCUCAAAUCUUAUCUGA
Molecule: messenger RNA, 2326 nt
Organism: Serendipita indica DSM 11827
Lineage: Eukaryota; Fungi; Basidiomycota; Agaricomycetes; Sebacinales; Serendipitaceae
Source: the annotation of a GenBank genome assembly